Messenger RNA from Paramuricea clavata, 5975 nucleotides. Lineage: Eukaryota; Metazoa; Cnidaria; Anthozoa; Malacalcyonacea; Plexauridae. The record is from the annotation of a GenBank genome assembly.
AUGGCUGACAAGAUCGUAGAGGUCGCUCCCGUGCAUUCUACCCUUUCCACCGUUGUUCCCCAAUCAGCACCAUCACCCACAGCACAGUCCACUGAAAUGCGCGAACUUCGAGACCUAGUUGCUCAGCUGACCACCACCAUCAACAACUUCAGCCUCCACACUUCACAGCAACAUGGUCAUACCGAAAGACGUCGCAGUCGGUCCCCUACACGCCGUUCGUCCUCUCCAUUCCACAACCGUGAGCUCACCACUACUGAUCCAAGCCCCCGCUCCAUUUUUUGUUGGUACCACACCAAGUUCGGUGCCUCGGCUAAGAAGUGCUCGCCACCUUGUUCUUUUUCUCAACAAACAUCAUCACCGUCAAACUAUCACGCCAGACAAUAGACGCGGCAGAGUCGUCUGGCGUUUCUCACCAAAGCCGCCUGUUUUACAUUACGGACGUUUCAACAAAACAACAAUUUCUCAUCGACACAGGCGCAGAAGUCAGCGUCCUUCCACCACGACCAUCAGACCGUACACACCGCCAAGGUUAUGAUCUUCUGGCAGCCAAUUCCUCAACAAUUGCUACCUACGGUACCCGAUCUUCAACCAUCAACCUCGGUCUUCCACGAUCCUUUCCCUGGAUUUUUACCAUCGCAGACGUCAACCACGCCAUCAUCGGCGCUGAUUUUCUUCGUCAUUUCAACCUUCUCGUUGACCUACGCACACGCAGCCUUAUUGACGCAGUAACCCAACUUCGUGUUAACGGUAUUACUUCGCCAAUACCAGCUCUUAGUCCUGUCUAUGCUCCUUUCCCUCCAACUCCUUUCACGAAACUCCUCGGCGAGUAUCCAGACAUUACCAGACCAACAACCAAGCAAACUGCUGUUAAGCACAAUGUCGCCCAACACAUCUUUACGCGAGGACCACCUUGCUCUCCUCGACCCCGGCGCCUUCCACCAGAACGACUGAAGAUCGCUAAAGAUGAGUUUCAACAUAUGUUGGACAAGGGAAUUAUCCGCCCCUCCAGUAGUUCUUGGGCCUCUCCACUUCACAUGGUUCCCAAAUCUCAACCCGGGGACUGGCGUCCAUGCGAUGCGGGGACUAUCGUGGUCUUAAUCGUGUCACCAUACCUGACCAAUACCCCGUUCCACAUAUUCAAGAUUUCUCCGCCAGCCUCCAUGGUAAAACCAUCUUCUCCAAGAUUGACCUCGUUCGAGCUUAUCACCAAAUCCCUAUGGCUGAAGACGACAUUUGUAAGACCGCAAUUACUACCCCUUUUGGUUUGUUUGAAUCUACCAAGAUGCCCUUUUGUCUUCGCAACGCAGCCCAAACCUUCCAACGCUUUAUGGACGAAGUUACUCGUGGCCUCGAUUUCGUUUAUGUGUAUAUUGAUGACAUUCUCAUCGCUAGCACGCUUCUUGUGUUUUAUGUACGGACCUUCACCUAAAAUCAUGGACUGGAGCCAAAUGAACAGGUUGAGUGAAAAGAAAAGAUAUAUAUAUAUAUAUAUAGUAUGGUUUCAUUUGCAACAACGUCUUCAGACAUUAGAAAAUAUUUAACACUGAAUUGAAACACUUACCCAAAAUGAAUCUCUGAUCACAACUGGUGGAAUGACAUUGUGUCCACAAUCCCAUGUAGCGAUUUAUUCCAAAAUUGUUAUAAAGUUGUGAAUUAGAUAUAUACCUUGCACACCAGGUUUCAAAUGAACUCUUAUCGUUCCCUUUAUAAUAAACAGAUAAUGCUCCCUCAGGGGUCUGGGUUAUAGCACGAUAGAUGCUCUCGUUAGGUUUCUGAGCACAAGCAGCUGUGUCUAAACUGACUGAGUCAACGUAAAGGUGAAACAUAUCAAGAUCAUAACCAGAACCAUUCUUAUUAAAAGCAGCGAGACAUCCAUGUCUUUUAGAUUCAACGUGGCACCAUUAUCACGAAACCGAAACUGACCAGCUGGGUCCAGACAGCUGUUGUCGGAAAAUCCCAGAAAAAACAAGUUCCCCCAACUGCCGCUUGACUGUAUUUGACCUGUGUCUUUAAUACUAUCUCUUGAGGUUAAGCCAUAGUAAUAGCCCGAAAACUGUUUCACAAAGAAACAAGUUGCACCUGAAAAACAAUGCAAAAAAUAAAAUUGCUGGUCUCUUACUGUACUCUCCGGACGAUUUUAUUGUCACAUUGCGCUGUAAAUAUCAGUUCUAAUAAUAUUUUGCCGGUGACCGAUUAUUCAAGAAUUUGCAUUUAUUUUAUUCUUGCAUAACAGUUACGAGUUAGUGUCACUGAUCUAGAAAUACUUAAAUCAGUGGUUAGUGUCUGUUACAAAAAUAGUUUGGAAUCCUUGAAACUGAUGUAAAACAUUCCUGUGGGCUGUGGCCGGCGCAUCAUUUUAUACUUUAGUCAAAGUGUACUAUAAACAAAUAAACUUUGACAGUGUAAGUCAGCAUUUAUAAAUCGUUUCAUUUUGUUCACGUUAUAUUAUGAACGCAAGGUGAAAUCGCGAUGUAUACCUAAUUUUAGUGUCGCAGUGAUCAACAAUUUGUGCCGCAGUGAUAAAGUAACUGAAAAUAUUUAAAUUAAACAAUGCGUGCAAUAAAAGAGAUCGAAUCCACCCGUUUUCUAUUGUAUAAGUCAAUUGUAGACCAUUUUCUAUUUUUCUCUGAGACAACCCUGAUUCCGUUGAAAAAUUCCGGUCACGGAUUGCAAUGUGUGGCAUGGAUUUUCAUUGUGUUGUUCGUAAAAUAUUCCUUCAUGGAAAUACCAGUAGACGCCGUAGUCUUGAGCUCUGGACUGCCAGACUCGGCUUAUGGAAUGUGCAGUGAUAAAAGAUUCAUACAAUUAGGUAUGUCGCGAUGAUUUUGAAACGUGACCAAUGGCAACGCGUACGAUUUUGAAUGAAUUUGAAAUUUGUAAACGCCAUGUAAUAGUGUAUACUAUUCUUUCCGGAGUCGUUUGACCCCAAACUAGUCAUUCGUCCCCAGAACGACUCUUUUGAGAUGAUUAAGUUUGACUCUUUUCAAUUUACAGUGUAGUUACGAACUAUAAUCUCUAUCGCUCUUAUGGUUAAUUUAGCACGUUAUAAAUGCUGGAUCAUAAAAAGACUUGUACCUUUCAAUUCUAAGGACACGACAACCAACAUCACAAAACGAAAACACUUUGGAAACAUCUUCUUUAAACCAGGAAAUCGCGACUUCUAAUUCUGAGACAAGAUGCAAACAUUUACGUUGUGAGCGCGGAAGAAAUGAAUCAAUGUAGCGAAACAAAAUUAGAUAUAGUCUGUGGUGCUUUUCAAUUUCAUAAUUGCAUAAAAAGAAAAUACCAAACAUAUUCAAAGCAAAAUAUUUCUCUUGAUGUCUAUUGUGUUUAGAUGGUAACUGUCAUCAGUCUGAAAUAAAUCAUGGGAGUAAUAUUUUUACAACGCUUCGUCUUAAAACUCUAGCUAACAGGUAAGGGAAAGCUGUGUUUUUGUUUAUAUUCACAUUCUAAGUACAGCUUUUAAGAAUUUAUCAUUUUCAUUGUUCUCAGAUAUGACAUACAGAACAAGUACAUCAUGUUGAGAUGUUGCGUUUCAGCAACUUCUAGAUGUUUUAAUUAGAAGUCUUAGAACAAUUGAGUUAUAACUUUCUGACAACCAAACCUCCAUUCUUCGCAGAGUUUUCCGCUGAACAGUAACACUUCUUCUCCACGGGAAUCUCUGCGACGGAGAGAGCUACCUGACUACCAUAAUCUAUAAAUUGAACAAAACUUUACGUUGUUAAUAAAUUGAUUUAGCCUAUUUAAAUAUCUAACAAGUGUUAUUACUAAGUAAUAUUUUCACUUAUUGAAAAGAUAAUUGGCUCCCAAGCAAUUAUUAGUAUGAAAGAUCAAAUUAUAAUAAAACGAUAUCAAUUACUGAAUUCUAAUGACGAGUAAACAGUCAUAAAAUUCCAGUUUUGGUUCGACUCAUCAAGGUUUCUUGUAACAAUAGAUUUAGCGUUUUCAUAAAAGCUCGCAUAAAUUUUCGGAAACAAGAUCUAAGAAGCAUUUACGUUAUGAAAGCACGGAAGACGAAAUGAACCAAUGUAGGAAACCAAAUUCUCCGUCAAGAUCUCCGUCUUUAAAUGUCUUAACCAUCUAGUCGACUUUGAUUUUAACCUUACCAUAAUCUCCCGUAUACAUAGCCAUAAAACACGCCAGAAUAACAAUUACUAUCUUCCACGCCCACGUACGAAUUGGGGAAAACAGCAAUUCACUUAUCACUCGGUAUCGGAAUGGAACUCUUUACCUAUUGAACUGAAAGAAUCUACUAAUCUUAAUCUCUUUAAAUCCAAACUAAAACAAUUUAUGUAAUUAAGUUGAACAAUUUAUCUAAUUAAGUUGAGUUUUUUCUAAAUAUGAUGUAUAAUUAUAUAUAAUCCACUUGUAAAUAUUUUAUAGUUUUUAAAUAAACAUAGACGUAUAGUUUACGAAUACCAUGUAUAAUAUCGAUAUACAUUACAGAACCUCCCUGAAAAACACUUCGGUGAGCGGAGCUUCCAGAAUAAAUAUUAUUAUUAUUAUUAUUAUUAAUAUUAUUAUUAUUAUUAUUAUUAAAUCAGAUAAAUCUUUAUAGAAAGUCGGCAUGAAGUUUGUGGUGCUUUUCAAAUUGAAUGAAAGAAAUAUCGACCAUUAAGCUAAUGUCUCAAUUAGGCAUAUAUAAAGUCCCCGUUCUCACGUUCAUUGUUUUAGAUACCAUAACAUUUUGCUGGCGAUUCAAAAAAUAUCCGCGUUCAUGCACACGUAGCGUAACGAACUGUUUCCCACCGUCCAAACGCAAAAACGAUACGAUGUUAAACGCGAGCAAAAUAUAAUAUCGCUAAUAGGCGUUACCUAAUGAUUCCGACACCUCAUUAUGCGUGUUAUCAGCGUAGGUGGCAUUCAAAUUUCAUCGAUGUUACAUCAUCGUUUUAUAAAAAAGUAUUUCCCAUGAGUUUACACGAAUACACCAACCUCGUACCCAGGCGCUAUGUGUUGUUCUAUGGCUUGCGCGGCCUUUGCGUGGGCUACGUGGAUUAAUUUGAUCGAGUUUUAAACCCAAAGCUUUAGCUUGCUAAAAGCUAAAGAAGUUACCAGCUUGAAGCCUCGAAGAAGAGUCGCUCGAACAACUUUCGGGCAGUCCUAAGACGAUAAAUCCCAUGCAAGGCACCUCCCUUAACAAUUAUAUCUUAUCAUUUACCUUACUCAGUAAGUCAUUUCAAGUGUUCAGAACUACAUAAAUGGAAAUCAACAGGAUAAGGCUCAGAUUAAUCAGGUUGAGAAGCAACCCGAUAUAAAUAUAAUUGCAGGAAACGAAAACGGUGAGGCUGAUUUGUCUGUUUUACUUGUUGAGGAGAAUUCUAAAUCUUCAAAGCCAUUAAAGCGCAAGUAUAAAAAGAAGAAAUCUGCUAAAACGGUAAUCAAUUUGCCGUCUGCAAAUGCGAAUUCAAAUUCUAAUGACUCAACCGGUCAUUUAUUCCAAGCAUGUAUUGUUCAUGAAGAUAAUGACAUUGGCACCGCCUCUACAAGUACAGGAAGCUGCCCCAAUAAUGCUUCUAAUUUAAAUGCAUCUAAAUUAAACAACAAAAGUGUUGAAUAUAAUUUGCCAGAAGACCAGUCUCCUACAAUUAAUGCAAAACAUACAAAAAAUGUGACUGUUGUUGUUCGUGAUUCAAUGGUGAGGAAUCUACAAGGCUGGCGCCUGUAUACUGAAGAAAACCACGUUGUUGUUAAAACCUUCGCUGGUGCGAAGACUUCUGAUAUGGAAGAUUAUGUAAAACCAGUUAUCCGCAAAGAGCCUCAAAAAUUAAUCUUACACGUAGGUACUAACGAUCUUAAGAAAUCACCUCCUAAUCGGGUAGCUGAGGGAAUUGCGAAUAUUGCAACUCAAAUACAGGAAGAUUCUUCAGGAACUGAAAUAGUUAUAUCAAGUUUAUUACCUAGAUCGGACAAGCCAGAACUAUCAGCUAAAGUUAACGAAACAAAUAAGUUAAUUAACGCUAUUUGCUGUAAGA